Messenger RNA from Phyllostomus discolor (pale spear-nosed bat), 2514 nucleotides. RefSeq names its product abhydrolase domain containing 6, acylglycerol lipase (gene ABHD6). Gene Ontology annotation, molecular function: catalytic activity. The record is from RefSeq and is a predicted model, not a curated record. The coding region runs from base 224 to 1237 and encodes 337 amino acids. Lineage: Eukaryota; Metazoa; Chordata; Mammalia; Chiroptera; Phyllostomidae. The transcript is spliced from 10 exons.
GGAGAACCGGGCGCCCGGAGCGACUAGUCACACCGGCGCGAGCGCCGCAGCCGAACCGAGCCGCCGACUGUGCAGAGGGUCAGCGUGGGAUCGUAGGGCAGGAACCAGGCUACUGAGGUCCCGUUAGUCUCAUUUUCAUCUUCUGCCAGAGCCAGUAGCAGUUGAAAAAGAAGGCUGUGCUUUUUGAACAGCCUGCAGGUGCCAGCCAGCCUCGAAGAGCAGGAUGGACCUUGACGUGGUGAACAUGUUGGUGAUCGCGGGUGGGACUCUGGCCGUCCCAAUCCUGGCAUUUGUAGCCUUGUUUCUCCUGUGGCCUUCAGCGCUGAUAAAAAUCUAUUACUGGUACUGGCGGCGGACGUUGGGCAUGCAGGUCCGCUAUGUUCAACAUGAAGACUACCAGUUCUGUUAUUCCUUCCGCGGCAGGCCUGGGCACAAACCUUCCAUCCUCAUGCUCCAUGGGUUCUCUGCACACAAGGACAUGUGGCUCAGCUUGGUCAAGUUUCUUCCGAAGAACCUACACUUGGUCUGCGUGGACAUGCCAGGACAUGAGGGUACCACCCGCUCUUCCCUGGAUGACCUGUCCAUAGAUGGGCAAGUCAAGAGGAUACACCAGUUUGUGGAAUGCCUCAAGCUGAACAGAAAACCAUUUCACCUGGUAGGUUCCUCCAUGGGCGGCAGUGUGGCUGGGGUGUACGCUGCUUACUACCCAUCAGAUGUCUGCAGCCUGUCUCUCGUGUGCCCUGCUGGCCUGAAGUACUCGAGUGAUAAUCAGUUCACACAAGGGCUCAAAGAAAUUCAGGACUUGGCCUCCGCAGAGAAGAUUCCCCUGAUCCCAACCACCCCGGAAGAGAUGAGUGAAUUGCUCCAGCUCUGCUCCUACGUCCGCUUCAAGGUGCCCCAUCAGAUCCUGCAAGGCCUUGUUGAUGUCCGCAUUCCUCAUAACAGCUUCUACCGAAAGUUGUUUUUGGAAAUCGUCAGUGAGAAGUCGAGAUACUCCCUCUAUGAGAACAUGGACAAGAUCAAGGUCCCAACGCAGGUCAUCUGGGGGAAACAAGACCAGGUGGUCAAUGUGUCCGGGGCAGACGUGUUGGCCAAGUCGAUCGCCAACUGCCAGGUAGAACUUCUGGAAAACUGUGGGCACUCAGUUGUGAUGGAGAAACCCAGGAAGACAGCCAAGCUCAUCGUCGACUUUUUAACUUCUGUGCACAAUCUAGAAAACAACAAGAAGCUAGACUGAGGCCUGGACUGCAGCCUGCAAUCCGCACUCUACAUCUGCUCCCACCUCCCAAAUCUAAUGCAGCUACCACUUCUCAGGGAUCCUGCCCCAAAAGUGUUCGGAGCACCAGCAUCCCUGAGGAAGCCAGUCCCCCUGUCUCCAGUCAGAUCCACAGAGCUUUGGGGGUCACAGAAAAAUCUCCAAGAUGUUUUUCACAAAAUAGGAACUCAUAUUGGACAAAAUAAGAAAAGCUAGCCUUCAGAUCUACCAAGAAGUCCUCAAGUUUAUGUCGCAAAGCAGCCACCUUAAACCACAAUCACCCAGGACAUUGUUUUCUUUAAAACAUUUCUUACAGACUGAGACGUGAGGUACUUCUGUUGCUUCAGAUGUUCUUCCCUGCAUGGUCAGUGGCUGUUGUAGGAACAUUAGUCCCUAUUUGCUGAGCCUGUCUUGUUUGUAUCUUAAGUUUUACAUAGAGACCAUGUCCGUCCGCUGAAAGACCAGGUUGGAAAAUGGCAAGCUGCAGAAAACAUUUACACACCCAUAUAUUGUCCCACCUUAGCCAGCCCUGGGGGCAGCAGAGGACAUACCGACACGUGGGGGCUUUGAUCAGUGCCCCCAGGUCAGGUGUGCCGUGAGGGAACUCAGACACUCCCCGAGUGAAGAACACCCGGUAGGGUGGGUUUCCUGGGAAUAGUGUGUUUUUAUAGUAGGACUAAUGAAGCAAUAAUGUUCUAGGUAUCUAAGUAACCAGACUUGAGUUCUAAGUAAUCAGAUGCACAAGCACCUCGUGGGCCUCUUUUCCAUGUUGCUGUGCUACUGACAACCCGGGGAUGUAACAUACUGGUUGUUAAUGAAGUCUGUGAAUUCUGUGAACAGUAAUGUGAUUGAAAAUAAGUCUAAGCAGCUGACAUGAAACAAGUGUCCUAAGCCUAGAUCAACAACAUGUAGACAGUUGCUAUUUCUAAGCUCUUAAUUUUGUGUAACAUGGGCAGAUUUUCUAUGAACUGUGUUAUAUGUGUUUUAAAGUGAGGCUUACUCUGUAGGCAGUGGAAGGCCUUGCUUGGAUGAUUUACUAGGUUCAUUUUAAGAAACCAUGUUUAAAAUUUUUAUGUAAUUGAAAUGGUACAUCAAAAACAAGACAAGAGUCAUCAAAAUUUUCCUUUUGACCCUCUUCUGUUGCAUUUAGGAAUCCAAAAAUCCUCAGGAGAUUGACUCUUUCAAAUCAUUUUACAGAGAAUCUCUCCAGCCAAGUAAUUCUGGAAAUAAAGCAAGAUAAACUUAAGUUUAAAUUGGAA